Messenger RNA from Andrographis paniculata, 495 nucleotides. RefSeq lists its product as uncharacterized. The record is from RefSeq and is a predicted model, not a curated record. Lineage: Eukaryota; Viridiplantae; Streptophyta; Magnoliopsida; Lamiales; Acanthaceae. The transcript has a single exon. The coding region runs from base 1 to 495 and encodes 164 amino acids.
AUGGUCAGGGCGGCGGAAAUGGCGACGGCGGCGAGAAUGGCCGGAGAAGGAUGUGUUGGGGAGUCUGAGGGGGCGGUGUCGUCGAUCACCGGUCCUUCGGCGGAUCCUGGAGCGGAACUCACCGGCGGCGCCGGGAAUAUGUCAGGCGACUCUGUUGGGGUCGCGGAAGUUGAGGGAAUGUUGGACGACGGCGGCGUUGCGCCGGCAGUCGGCGGCAAUUCCGGCUCCGGGGGAUUGGCCGGGGGUGAGGACUCCGGUGAAGGAGUAAUCACUUCUGCAGGCGGAGACGCCGCUGGAGAAUACGCCGGAGAGGCGGAUGGAGUGGCUGCUGCAGGAGUGGGACUCGCCGGAGAUGCCGCGGUGGACGACGGUGUCGGCGACGGAGAGACAGUGUUCCGCGGCGGAGAUGCUGGAGGAGAAGCGGAAGGGCUAAUUUUUGGAGAAUUCGCCGCCGGUGCCGGCGAAACCACCGGAGACUUUGUCGGGGACGAGUGA